AUGGCUCCAGGAACGCAGCAUCUCGCUAGUGGAGCAGACUUUGUGCCGACACUUCGUAGUGACACAUACGACUACAUUAAACCAGAGCAGUUCGACCUGAAAGAUCGCGCAGUGCUGAUAACAGGAGCCUCGAAGGGCAUUGGCAGGGAGACUGCGUUCUCCUUCGCCAAAGCUGGUGCUUCGAAGAUAGCCAUUGCCGCCAGAUCUUCGCUCGACUCGCUGAAGCCGGAGAUCGAGACUGCAGCCAAGAACGCCGGCAGAUCAGUCCCUCAGAUUGUAGUACUGAAGCUGGACGUCGCCGACUAUGACAGUGCCGCGGCAGCUGCAAAGGAAGUUGAGCAGACCUUCGGCCGACUCGAUAUCCUCAUCAACAACGCUGGCUUUCUGGAGCCGUUCAAGCGGUUGCUCGACUCCGACCCAAAGGAUUGGCGAAUGAGUGUUGAGACGAACCUCAUCGGUAGUUACAAUGUCACCAGAGCUUUUCUGGGCCUUAUGCUCAAGUCUCCCAAUGGUCUGAAGGAGAUCCUCAUGCUCAGUAGCAUUGGCGGGAACUUGGUCUUGCCUCUCGGCUCAGCAUAUGGACCGUGCAAACUAGCUUUGCAGCGUUUCAGCGAGAUCAUCUGUGCCGACUAUCCCGAGGUCCUGGCCUUCAGCAUUCAUCCUGGAGGUGUGUUGACAGAACUGGCAAAGCGGAUGGGCAAGGAGAUGGAGGGUCUUUUGACUGAUACACCACAGUUAGCUGCUGAUGCCAUGGUAUGGCUGACCGCAGAGAGGCGCGAAUGGUUGCAGGGACGAUAUGUCUCCGUCACUUGGGACGCGAAGGAGUUGGUUGAGAAGCGAAAGAAAAUUGAGGAGGAAGAUCUCUUGUUGGUCAAGCUUCGCGUUGACUAG
Molecule: messenger RNA, 891 nt
Organism: Recurvomyces mirabilis
Lineage: Eukaryota; Fungi; Ascomycota; Dothideomycetes; Mycosphaerellales; Teratosphaeriaceae
Exons: 1
Coding region: 1-891 (296 amino acids)
Cellular component (GO): cytosol
Molecular function (GO): oxidoreductase activity
Source: RefSeq, a predicted model, not a curated record